Molecule: messenger RNA, 1880 nt
Organism: Mixia osmundae IAM 14324
Lineage: Eukaryota; Fungi; Basidiomycota; Mixiomycetes; Mixiales; Mixiaceae
Product: carbohydrate esterase family 4 protein
Exons: 8
Coding region: 200-1609 (469 amino acids)
Biological process (GO): carbohydrate metabolic process
Cellular component (GO): membrane
Molecular function (GO): chitin deacetylase activity
Source: RefSeq, a predicted model, not a curated record
CCUCGCGACGCGAACCGGUCGGCGGCCGACAGCGCCGACACGCGAUUCUAUAUUUUUCACCUCGAGACACCACGCCUUGACUUGGCUACGUGCUUGCUUACCCAGACAGUCAGCGACCGCUCGAUUUGUAGCCUCCCUACAGGCUCUCGACAAGACAUCAGCUUCAGGCACGCGCAGAAACUCACUCACAUCCGAUCAUAUGGUCGCUCCCUCCCUCAGGUCGUCCCUGGCGCUGGCGCUAUUUGCGUCGACGACCGCCUACGCGCAGUCUAGGACUGACGAAGCGUCUGCAGCGCAGAGUACCGACCCUGCUGUAGAAUGCGCGGUGUACGGUGUGGCUGCAGUGUCUGCAAUGGUACCCAACUACCCCGCCAUCUGGGAAAUAGCCUCGCUUGUUGCCACCGACACGGACGCGAACAACUAUUACAACGCUCUUUCGCCCACUAUCCCCAACGAACCCGUCAAGGGAACGCCCACCGGCAACUUCAGUGACUUUACACCGACCUAUUCGGCAACUGAUCCCGACUGCUGGUGGAGCUACUCUCGAUGCUCAACACCCAAGCUAGCCGGUCUUCCUCCCGAUGUCAGCUUCUGCCCAGAGCCGAACACCUGGGGUUUCACGUUAGAUGAUGGGCCCAAUUGCUCGCAUAAUGCCUAUUACGACUACCUUCAGACCAUCCAGCAACGCGCCACACUCUUCUAUAUCGGCAGCAAUGUCAUCGACUGGCCCUAUGAGGCUCAGCGUGGCUUUGCAGAUGGUCACGAGAUCUGUGCACACACCUGGUCUCACCGCUACAUGACUGCACUCACGAACGAGCAAGCCUUUGCCGAGCUGUACUACAGCAAGAAAAUCAUUAAGGACAUCAUUGGUGUUACCGUCAAGUGCUGGCGUCCGCCUUUUGGCGAUGUCGACGAUCGCAUUCGCUAUAUCGCCAACGCACUCGGCAUGCAGACCAUCAUCUGGAACAACGAUGUCAAUGAUUUCCGCAUCCUCACGCUUGGUCAAGCCACAGUCGAUCAGAACUAUCAAAACAUCCUAAACAAUCAAAGCGCUGGCGCAUACGAUACUGCGGGCACUAUUGUCCUCUCGCACGAGCUUAACAAUUACACGAUAGCCGAAUCACAAAAGUUCCUGCCUCAGAUGCAGGAGCAUUUCACCGUCGUUCCUGUCGGCACGUGCUUGAACCAGUCGAACCCUUACGAGGAGGAGGACAUGGCGACUUAUCCCAACUUUUCGCAGUGGGUUGCCGGUACGCGCUCGAUCAGUCUGGGCACGCCGACCAUUUCGGCCGCAAGCAUUGUAGUUGCCAUCAACACGCAGUCAACUGCAUCGAUCACUUCUUCAGCAGGUUUCGCCACAGGUACUGCGGGCACAGGCACAAACACGAAUGGACAAGUUGCUCAGGGCGCGCCAGGCGCAGCUUCAAUCAUCAGCUCCAACGUUUCGCCCUAUAGCACUGGAUCCUCUUCAUCAGGCGGUAGCUCCUCCGGCAGCUCUUCGGGCAGUUCGUCGUCGUCCAGCACGGGCGGCUCAUCGUCUGUGUACAGCUUAGCAUCCGCCGUUGUGCUCACUGUGGCCGCUUUCACCGGCGCCAUCCUCGUCGCUUAGAGGAUCGCCUCAGAGCAUAACGAAGCGCGACGCGUGGACAUUCCGGCAGGCGCGCUGACACCUGUAUCUAGCCUCAUUCGCACCUUGAUCGCACGUAUUAUCUCAAAUGUAUGACUAUCGUCUGAACGAUGCGCUGUGCUAUGAGCGUGCAAUGUGAUGAUGCGUCGAAUCAACAAAUAUUGGUGACAACAGCACAAAGAUAUCAGUGUGUCGUGUGAUCGUGUGCGGCCACCUAGGCGCGUGCCCAGCUGGUCCAAAUGUUCUUAUUGGC